AUCAGGCGUCGCGGCGCAAUGAGGAGGCGGUAUUUUGCUUGUCACACUCAAGACUCCCGAAUUUGCAACCGACUUGGCUAGCCACAGAAAGAGGGAGUUGGUUGUCAAAGGCAAGACAUGGAGGAGACCGGAUCAACGAGUGCGCACGGUGUUUCAUUCGCCGGAGGAGGUUUGGACAUUGCAAAGUUUGCCCGACAACCGCAAACCAUCGUGCGGCUAUUAAGCUGGCUCUUUGCCAUUGUGGUUUUCGCCUGCAUCACCACAGAGGGCUACAUCAACCCAGUCUACAGUGCUGAGCCAAAGUGCAUCUUCAACCAAAGCGACUCAGCAUGUCAUUACGCCGUGGGCAUCGGUGUGAUUGCUUUCCUCGCCUGUGUGGCCUUUCUGGUUUUGGAUGUUUACAUGCCUUUUAUGAGCAACGCACAGCAUAGGAAAUAUGCUGUGAUGGCAGACCUGGGAUUCUCUGGGGCGUGGAGCUUUUUGUGGUUCGUGUGCUUCUGCUUGUUGGCCAGCCAAUGGAGUCGCACACACGACGUCAGUGGAAUCCCCCAGGAUGCUGCACGAGCAACAGUGGCCUUUUCAUUCUUCUCCAUCGCUACCUGGGGAAUCCUAACCUACUUCGCCUUGAGUCGUUUCCGUAGAGGCGCUGAAGACGUCACCAUCCCGGCUUAUACUGAGCAACCUAUCGACGAUCGCACGCCUUACCCGCCGACUUACGCCCCCGCCUCCUACAACCCCACGCCAUACACGCCCACCACCUAUAGCGCCUAUCCCGACUUGAGCCAGCAGCCUACCUUCACCCCAAACCUGGAAGCGACGCCCGGCUAUCAGCCGCCCAAUUACUGAUGUGUAGGGCAACCGCAACAAAGCCCCUGGCUCUUAGGAGCAGUUCCAGCAUUUCUCCAAGUCGUGUCUCCGUCGAUGAUAUGGCAUCCCAUUGGUUUUAACAUUUUCUAAUUGUUAAACCUGAAAAGUUAAAGAACUGCACGCAAAUGAAUAGGAGGGACCGUGCGGAUUACCGCAAGGGGUCGAGGCUCUCUGGUUUGUGAUCAGAUCUUCACAUCGGACAAUAGACGCUAGAUGUGAUCUUUGGCUCAGCUGAUCUCUGUGCUAUGACACAACACUUACCUCAGGCAGGCUGACAUGCAAAUGGAAUGUACCCACAAUUUCAGAGUAAUCGUGACUGCCAAUUACACUUGGUGAGAUCAGCACUGCGUAUUUCUCUCACAUUUGUACACAUUUCAUGGUUAAACUGUUGACAUUUGAAUUGCUGUGUAGUGUUUAACACUACUUACUUUCCAUCUGCCAUUAAUUGAAUUGUCUUCAUUUGUUGUACACAACUCACAAGGUAUUAAUUACUCUGAGUAAAAGUAGUUAUGGCAAUAUCGUUGGAAAAUUGCUUGCAACUGCUUGUUGUUUAGUGUUGACAUUGUGCAGUCAUAUCAUAAAAUAUCUUUGACACA
This is a messenger RNA of Syngnathus typhle (broad-nosed pipefish), 1463 nucleotides long. It is a transcript of the gene syngr2b, whose product is annotated as synaptogyrin 2b. Bases 118 to 846 code for a protein of 242 amino acids. The record is from RefSeq and is a predicted model, not a curated record. Gene Ontology annotation, cellular component: synaptic vesicle membrane; neuromuscular junction. The transcript is spliced from 4 exons. NCBI's taxonomy places the organism in Eukaryota, Metazoa, Chordata, Actinopteri, Syngnathiformes, Syngnathidae.